UUGUGUUUGGCAAUCAUCUGGUUUAUCAUUCCUCUAUUGUCAGGGAAUUUGUUCUUUUACCCUACAGGUCCAGUUCGGUUAAAGAGCAGCUUUAGACAAGCCCCUCUACUGACAGCUGCUCCCGUUCGUGCCCUCGUUGAUGAGCAGAUCAGCAUUGAAGGCCGUUUCCUUCCUCCACAUUCUCCAGUCACAGUGUGCGCACGACUGCACAGCGAUGAUGGGGACCUGUGGGAGUCAUUUGCUCAUUAUAACACUAAUGCCGACGGCACUGUUAGCUUGACCCGUGAGGCUUCGAUCGGAGGCUCCUAUUUGGGCUGUGAGCCAAUGGGACUUUUUUGGGGGAUGCAGCCUGCUCCCGGAGCAAGAGAGGGUUUGAGGCUAAGGAAGAAAAAUGUGGAGACUCCUUCUAUGGUUAAUAUCUCCUUACUGGAGGGUCACGUCUCACCGAAUGAAGGGCCGCUGCCAGAGCUGGCAGCUGUGACCACCGAGCGCUGGUACAUGGCACCAGGAGUGAGGAGGACAGAGAUCCGUCAAAACGGAGUUGUGGGGACGUUAUUUUUACCUCCUGGGCCAGGCCCGUUUCCAGCCAUGCUGGAUCUGUGGGGCAUGGGUGGAGGACUUCCAGAGUAUCGCUCUUCACUGUUUGCAUCCAAAGGGUACGCCAGUCUGGUUGUUGCCUAUAUAGGGCACAAAGACUUGCCCGGCCCACCAAAACGUGUCAAUGUUGGGGAUUCUUAUUUUAAGGCAGCCUUCCACCUACUUCAAGAUCACAGUCAAGUCGUUGCAGACAGAAUUGGCAUCAUUGGCCUCUCAUUUGGAUGCUACCUGACGCUUCGCAUCGCAACUCGAAUUGGAGUUCAACCAUCCUGUUUGAUAUGCAUCAAUGGCCCAGUUGGGAGUACAGUUCCACUCAGAGAUGCAAGUGGCAAGACAGAAGUAUUUGAAAGUGACCAAAAAUAUUGGACGUAUGAUGAUCAAGGACAUGUAAUUUUCAAAGAGGUCUCCUUACCUGCCAACCUUUUCCCUGAGAGCAUCGUCAAGUUGGAGAAGCUCACUUGUCCACUGAUGUACAUAGUGGGCGAGGAUGACCUGAGUGCUUCAAGCAAAGAGACUGCAGAUCUGAUUGAGGAGACUCUGAGGGCUGCAGGUAAAUCCCAGCUGUUCACCCGUUUGUCGUACCCUGGUGCUGGUCACCUGAUUGAGCCUCCUUAUUCCCCCAAUUCGAGAUCAUCAAUGUGGUCCAUCAAACCAAAGAAAUUGGUCACUUUGUGGGGAGGUUACCCUGCACCCCAUGCUGCUGCACAGGAAGACUCAUGGAAGAAGAUCCUGGAUUUUAUGGAAAGUAAUUUGAGAUGUUGA
Molecule: messenger RNA, 1359 nt
Organism: Menidia menidia (Atlantic silverside)
Lineage: Eukaryota; Metazoa; Chordata; Actinopteri; Atheriniformes; Atherinopsidae
Source: the annotation of a GenBank genome assembly